CAAUUGUUUCCCUCCUUUCUACCAUCAACCUUGAAGUUUGAAAAGAAUUCAUAAAGAUAUACUUAAACUACUACAAAUUGUCUGUUCACAUAGCAAAUGGGUGAAGUAAAACAGGAACCACCUAAGGAAGAGUCCAAGCCAGAGGAAACUCCGGUGGAGGAGAAGAAAGAAGAACAAUCAGAGGAAAAGCCUAAACCACCAUCUCCAUGUGUGUUGUUUGUAGACUUGCAUUGUGUGGGAUGUGCCAAAAAAAUUGAGAAAUAUAUUAUAAAAAUUAGAGGAGUUGAGGGAGUGGUGAUUGAUAUGGCUAAAAAUGAAGUGGUCAUAAAGGGAAUAGUGGAUCCUCAAGGAAUCUGCAAUAUUAUAACAAAGAAAACAAAGAGAAUGGCCAAAGUUAUAUCUCCAUUGCCAGAAGCAGAAGGAGAGCCUAUACCAGAAGUUGUUAACUCUCAGGUUAGUGAACCAGUUACUGUUGAACUUAACGUGAACAUGCACUGUGAGGCUUGUGCUGAGCAGCUCAAGGGGAAGAUACUCAAAAUGAAAGGAGUACAAACAGUAGAGACUGAGCAUAGCACAGGAAAGGUUAUUGUGACGGGGACCAUGGACGGCAACAAGUUAGUGGAUUUUGUUUAUAGACGAACUAAAAAGCAAGCCAAAAUAGUUCCACAACCAGAACCUGAACCAGCACCAGAAAGUAAAGAAGGAGAGAAACCAGCAGAAGAAGAGGCUAAACCAGAAGAAAAGAAACAAGAGGGUGGUGAAGAUAAUAAGAAUGAGAGUAAAGAAGAGAAGGAUGGGGAAGAGAUUAAUGGAGUUCAUGAUGAGGAAGAUAUGAUGAAGAGGAUGAUGUACUAUAACUAUUAUAAUCAGCCACUCUAUGUUGUUGAACGAAUGCCACCACCACCUCAACUCUUUAGUGAUGAAAAUCCCAAUGCAUGUUGCAUUUCAUAAAAUUCAUCACAUUCACAUCAUAUCAAACUAGUUAUUUGAUGAUAUAUCGUUCAGCCUUUUUAUGUAUGUACGAUAUAUUACUACAUAUUAAAAUAUUCUAUUGUAUACAUAGAAAUGUGUAUCCUCAA
Molecule: messenger RNA, 1079 nt
Organism: Medicago truncatula (barrel medic)
Lineage: Eukaryota; Viridiplantae; Streptophyta; Magnoliopsida; Fabales; Fabaceae
Product: heavy metal-associated isoprenylated plant protein 9
Exons: 6
Coding region: 97-951 (284 amino acids)
Molecular function (GO): metal ion binding
Source: RefSeq, a predicted model, not a curated record